Exaiptasia diaphana is the source of this 2458-nucleotide messenger RNA. RefSeq lists its product as uncharacterized. Bases 1 to 1866 code for a protein of 621 amino acids. NCBI's taxonomy places the organism in Eukaryota, Metazoa, Cnidaria, Anthozoa, Actiniaria, Aiptasiidae. The record is from RefSeq and is a predicted model, not a curated record. The transcript is spliced from 7 exons.
AUGGUCUAUCAUGAAUAUACUACCAGUACUACUCCAACAACCAGUAAUAUUCAAACUUCCAGUCCAGAUGCUAGUGCCAGUACUACUCCACCCACUAGUACCAGUACCACUCCAACCACCAGUAAUAUUCAAACUUCCAGUCCAGAUGCUAGUGCCAGUACCACUCCACCCACUAGUACCAGGACUACUCCAACAACCAGUAAUAUUCAAACGUCCAGUCCAGAUGCUAGUGCCAGUACCACUCCACUCACCAGUACCAGUACCACUAAAGCUUCAAAAAUGGAGACUAGUGCCAUUACUACUCAAACUACAAAAACGGAGACUAUUUCCAGUAGUCCUCAAACAUCCAGUCCAGAUGCUAGUACCAGUACCUCUCCACCCACCAGUGCCGUUACUACUCAAAGUGCCGUAACGGUCACUAGUGUCAGUACUACUCCAUCUACAACCAAACCAGGUCAGUGUACACAUGAAGUCGCCAUUGGAAUACAGAGUAAGGCUAUUAUUUCUGGUUCCUCCAUCACAGCCAGUAGAAACAACAACAGUGCAAGUAAAGCAAGACUCAAUGGUCGUGGAGGAUGGUUGAUAAGAUGUUACCGGAAUUUUCCAUGUAAUAAUCAAUGGAUACAAGUGAAUGUGGGAAAGAUCGCGAAGAUUACCGGUAUUGACACACAAAGCAAGUACCAGUCGUGCUACACAAAGAAAUACAGGCUUUCUUACAGCAUUGAGGGAAUUACAUUCAUUGAUUACAACAAUAGCCAAGUCCUCAACGGGAACAAAGACAGGUAUUUCAUUGUUCAUAACGACCUAACGCCAGCCAUUACAGCAAGAUAUUUACGAAUUCAUCCUCUGAAGAAAAAUGACAUGUCUGGGUGUGUCGGAUUGAGAAUGGAACUUUACGAAUGUAAAGACGAUGAAGGUCAGUGUAAACAUAAUGAUGAACCCAUUGGAAUACAGAACAAAUCUGUUAUUCCUGAUAAGUACAUCACAGCCAGUACAAGCGAAGAAGAUGCAAGAAAGGCAAGGCUGAAUGAUCCUAAAGGUUGUCAAUUGGAUUGUUCAUCACGGCGGAGGACAACAUGUGGUGAUCAAUGGUUGCAAGUCAAUGUGGGAAAGAUUGCAAAGAUUACUGGUAUUGCUACACAAGGCGUCAAACAUGAUGCACAUUGCUGUUGGAUGGAAAAGUACAGACUUUCCUACAGCAAUGGAAGUCAAUUCACUGMUUACAAACAAGUCUUCAACGGGAACACAGACAGUGAUACAACUGUUUACAACGUGAUUGCACCAGCCAUUAUAGCGAUUUAUGUACGAAUUCAUCCUCUAACAGACUAUUACAAGUCUGUUUACGUUGGGCUGAGAAUGGAGCUCUAUGAAUGUAAAGAAGAUGAAGCAAUAUGUUCGUAUGCGCUUGGGAUGGAAAGUGGAAUGAUUUCAGACACCCAAAUUACAAAUUCGUCAUACCAUUCUUAUCCAGCAUCCAAUGCAAGGCUGAAUUAUCAUGAUUCAUGGAUCCCCAGUGAUAACAACAAUGAAUGGCUUCAGAUCAGUUUCAAUCAAAUAAAAAAGGUCAACGGCAUUGCAACACAGGGGGAUUCCUACCAUGACAAUGAUAACCACUGGGUGAAAAAAUAUCGUCUUCAGUACAGUAAUGACACUAAUGACAACCUCAAUGAUUACAGCCUUGAUGAUGGUAAACCAGUAAAAUUCGAUGGAAAUUUUGACCGCAACAGUAUCGUCUACAAUGUCAUCCUCCCCCCAAUAAUCGCACAAAUAGUUCGUAUUGUACCAACUGAAUGGGAAGAUGAUGUCGGUCUGAGGGUUGAACUGUAUGGAUGCCCAUAUAAGGGGGCCUACGAUGGAUCGAAAUAACAUGUGAUCAGAACUUGUAUGGCAUAAAAUUCACUCAAGGAGCUUCUGCAAUUGUGCAUUUAGUAUUCAUAAACUACUGCGGAUAAAGUGUUUAAUAGAGUGACACGGCAGACGAAACAAAGGGCCACCGUAACUUAAUCUUAUGAUGACUCAACUGAAACUUGAAACACAAAGUCCCGCCUUGAAAUUGAAGUUUGUAGUCUUCCUCAACUUAAGAGAUGACCUGUCAGCAUAUUUACUAUAGAAUAUAUGUACUUUAUUAAACCAUCGAUGUUAAGUGAUGCUUCAUGACGACUUUGCGAGUUGUUUGCAGUAGAACAAAACUCAAACCAGCUCGAUUAUCAUAACCAUUUUCUUUUCUAUUUCUAUAUUUUAGUGUUAGAUUGUUUUUGGUCAGGUCUCUGCACAUGAGAGCCUGUUGUCAACUAAAUCAGCGGUUGUUCGCUUUGAACGGGUAAAAAAGUAUUAUCUGUUUUAAUAACUCCAAGAGGAAAUUUGAAUUAAGGCACACAAAUAUCUUGGCUAAGAUUGAAAAUGGCAUUUGAGUCAAUUUCAUCUGUCUGUGAAAUAGGAAUUGUACUAUUAAAUACUA